AUGAACUUGAACAUCAAACGUUGCUGCUCAAAGGGCACUCUGAUCCAAGCUGUGGACGGCCUCUUCAUCAGGGCGGCGUGGCUCAAAGCAACCGUUCCAGAAGACUGCAUCAAAAAUAUAAGACUCUUGAAAAAGAAAACCAAAAAGCUGUUCAUGAAAAAUUGCAGAUUUCAAGAACAGCUUCUGUCCUUCUUCAUGGAAGAUGUCUUUGGCCACCACCAGCUACAGGUUUCCAAGGAGAAGCACUUUGUGCAAGACUUCCACGGUCUUAAGCAGAAGUGGAGUCACUGUAUUUCCUGUCCUUCAUCUGCUAAGGAGAUGAAAUCCAUUACCCGAAUUAAAAAAAUAUUUUAUGGAAUUGGAACGAAAGGAAUCUACAAAGCCAUCAGCGAAGUGGAUAUCCUUCUCUCCUGGAUCAAAAACUUCCUGGAGAGCAUUGUGUCUUGAAAUGCUGUGAGAACCACCAGCAAUAGAUUUAUUACAGUGGAUUUCUUUUAAAAACUUCUCUAGAGUACUUACAGAAAGUAAAAUGAUUCAGAAUAGCCUAGGGGAAUUGUGUACAAUCUUGUUCUGGAAAUAAGUAAAUUAUCACUAGCAAGUACAUUAUUGGUAUUUUUAAGGAAUGUCUUAAUCCUGAACAUAUUUUGUUAUCCACCAGUACAUUGCAUGAAUUUAAUUUAUAAGUGUAUCCUUUGAAUUAGCUCAUGUGAUAUUUGUAGAGGGAAAGGAAUAGAUUUAUGAUGUAUAAGAAAAUGCUAUUGAGAUAUAUAAGUGGAUGCUACAUAAAUUAUGAUUGUCUACUUAAAGAUUUGACGAUUGUAGAGUAUACCCCAUAUAAACCUAGCUAUUAGCAGACAUUGAUUUCAAUUAAAUGAGCUAUGGUUUUUGUCUC
Messenger RNA from Echinops telfairi (small Madagascar hedgehog), 892 nucleotides. It is a transcript of the gene IL26, whose product is annotated as interleukin 26. Bases 1 to 447 code for a protein of 148 amino acids. The record is from RefSeq and is a predicted model, not a curated record. Lineage: Eukaryota; Metazoa; Chordata; Mammalia; Afrosoricida; Tenrecidae. The transcript has 6 exons.